Molecule: messenger RNA, 1074 nt
Organism: Besnoitia besnoiti
Lineage: Eukaryota; Apicomplexa; Conoidasida; Eucoccidiorida; Sarcocystidae
Product: Ulp1 protease family, C-terminal catalytic domain-containing protein
Exons: 2
Coding region: 1-1074 (357 amino acids)
Biological process (GO): proteolysis
Molecular function (GO): cysteine-type peptidase activity
Source: RefSeq, a predicted model, not a curated record
AUGGACGCUGAAGGUGGACGCGUGACGAAAAGAAUCGAGACACAGGGAGACAGCAACGGCGAGAGCGCGGUGGAACGUAAAGGCAUCGCGGGAAAAGAAGCCUCUGAAAAGGAAAGGAAGAUUCCACAUUCGGCGGGGGAGCGAAGCGAGUGGCACAGAGUCAGCGAGGGAAUGACGCACGAGGACGACGAACGGCGGGAAGACUCGCCUCGAUCUCAGAAUGCAGAACUAGAGGUCGGUCUGAACAUCGGAGUAAACGACGUGACUGCGAGUGAGGCGAAAGACAGAGAUGAACAAGAGCUCCCGACAGGCGAAAAUGUUUCACAAAGGCAGGCAAAGCAGACUGACGUACUCGUGAUGGGCGAUGGAGAGAAAGACCAAGGUGGACUGUGCUUCGUGUCGCCAGAAGUAAAACAGAACGAUCGCCCAUCGUCCUUCGAAAAUGUCCUUGGCGCGGACUGCGAACGCGGCCUAGAGAAAAAUGGCUUCCUUGAUGACUCGAUCAUUGACUUUUUCCUGCGUUCCAUCACGAAGCAUGUCAUGACCGAUCAACAGAGGUUGGACUACUCCGUUUUCGACUUGUUUUUUCUUCCUUCUUUGUCCAAGUUCGGAGAUGAUCACGAAGGGGCCCACAAGCACCUCACGAAGUGGCUCAAGCAUGAGCGCGUGGCGCUACCUCUCAAGCGCGUGGUGUUCAUGCCCAUAAAUCACUCGAAUCUUCACUGGUUGCUCGGCGUGGAGAUCAGUCCGCUCGCCGUCAUCAACCCGCUGUCUCCGCUACAGUUCCUACUCAAGAGUGCCGCCCAGAACACCUCCGAGACGACUGCGUCGCAGUCGCCCUCGUCGCCGCAGCAGGCAGGAGGACGCCGAGUCGCUGCGGGGAUCGACCAGGAGACAGCCACGACACAGCAACAAGAGGGACUCCUCCGCGCCUUGCAGAGCGCGCCAAAGAGAGGCGUCCUGACGGCCAGCACCGUGCACGAACGCGCGGCUGGCUCGCCCGACGGGCUGGCGCCGCCCCCCGUUUUACGAACAGAAGGCGGGUUCUUUGUGAAGACGAGCAAGAAACAGUGA